Chrysoperla carnea is the source of this 841-nucleotide messenger RNA. Its product is annotated as sporozoite surface protein 2-like. The record is from RefSeq and is a predicted model, not a curated record. The coding region runs from base 43 to 813 and encodes 256 amino acids. NCBI's taxonomy places the organism in Eukaryota, Metazoa, Arthropoda, Insecta, Neuroptera, Chrysopidae. The transcript is spliced from 4 exons.
AUUUGCCAGUAAGACAUUGAUGUGUAAUUAAAGUAAGGCAGAAUGUUUAAUUAUAUUUCUAUUUGCAUAUUCUUUUUAUGUGCAUUUUCAGCGAUUCACAGUUAUCCUCAGAAUCGACAAUUAUCGCAUUUUUUAAGAUCCUUCGAAUCAUUGACUCACAGAAAAAUUCCACAAUCAUUUAUCGACGUAGUAGAGCACAAUGCAGAAGGACACAAUUCCCCUGACGUACAUCCUGAGAUAGUAGAUAAGGUACAAAAACCUGAUUCAUCUCUUGCGGUAGCCAAAGAGCCUACGAUAGUAAACAAACCGCGUGAACCAGUGGUAGAAAAUAAACCUUUACUCCCUGCUGUGGAAAAUAUACCUCCAAUACCUGUGAUAGCAAAUAAGCCUAGCGAACCAGUAAUAGUAAAUAAACCAUCUGGACCAGUGGGAGAAAAUAGUCAGAUAAAACCUGCUGGGUCAGCGGAAAAUGUUAAGCCCGUAGUAGAAGUGAUAGAAGAUUCACCUCCGGUGCCUGUAUCGGCGAAUAAACCUGCCAUACCUAAGCAACAAGAAACAGUAAACAAACCUUCUGGAUCAGUAGAACAAAACAUACCUAAAACAUUGCUAGUACCAAUUAUAGGUAAUGACCCCACGGUAGUGAAAAAUCCAUCUGGACAAGAUUCUCCAAAAAAUGGCAUACUAGGAGAACACGAAAAACACGAAGAACACAAGAAAAAAGCAUUAAAAUUCUUGGAUAAAUUAAAAAAUGCUGCAUUAAUAGUUUUACAAGGCCUAUCGAUAAUUUGGAAGACAGUAAUUUCAUUAUUUUAGAAAAUACUUAGAUGUUAAUGAUUCAGAG